AUGGAAAAACCUACAAGUACCAGAAAAUCAGUUGAUGACUCAGACGAUCUUGCAGCUAUUCGAAAAAGUAUUAUGGAGUUUAAUCAAAGGAAGCUUGAACUGGAGGUUCAGAAAAAUUGGGAUCGAUUUUACAAGCGUAACAAAACCGCGUUCUUCAAGGACCGACACUGGACCAAGCGGGAGUUUGUGCAGAUAUGUCCUGAUAUCUCUUGGGAGGUAAUGCAUAGAUAUUUAUUAGUUUGCGUUUUGAUGCUCAGUAUUUUCAGAUUUAUCGACAUGUUUACGUCACUGGCGAUUCUCGAAUGUGGUUGCGGAGUUGGAAACCUCAUUUUUCCAAUGCUAGACUAUUUUCCGAAAAUCUUCGUUUAUGCUUGUGAUUUUUCGUCAAAUGCUAUUGAAUAUGUGAAGAAUAACGGUUCAUUUGACCCCAAACGCUGCGCUACAUUUGUGUGUGAUUUGGUAGAAAGCGAUUUGUUAAGGUACCUGGAGAAAGAUUCGAUCGACAUAGUUACAAUGGUUUAUAUGCUGUCAGCUGUCAAUCCGAAAAAGAUGAUUUCGGUGCUUAAAAACAUAGCUAAAGUAAUAAAACCUGGAGGUUCAGUCAUAUUCCGUGAUUAUGCGAUUGGUGACUACGCAAUGCAUCGCUUUGGUUCUGAUCGCAAACUUUCAGACCAGUUUUAUGUUCGACAGGACGGUACUUAUGCGUACUACUUUUCCGAAGGUAUUAUUUAUAAAAGAGCGGAUUGCAUUUGCUUAUGUUUGCUUUUAGAAAACCUGGUUGAACUUUUUCGGCAGUGCUGCUUUGAAGCGAAAUCAUGUUAUUAUGUCCGAAGAGAAACUGUAAAUCGCAAAAUUAAUUUGGUGGUGCCACGAACUUUCAUUCAAGGUCGAUUUAUAAAAUCCUAA
This is a messenger RNA of Soboliphyme baturini, 906 nucleotides long. The record is from the annotation of a GenBank genome assembly. NCBI's taxonomy places the organism in Eukaryota, Metazoa, Nematoda, Enoplea, Dioctophymatida, Soboliphymatidae.